Helianthus annuus (common sunflower) is the source of this 747-nucleotide messenger RNA. RefSeq lists its product as uncharacterized. Lineage: Eukaryota; Viridiplantae; Streptophyta; Magnoliopsida; Asterales; Asteraceae. The transcript has a single exon. The record is from RefSeq and is a predicted model, not a curated record. Bases 68 to 556 code for a protein of 162 amino acids.
AACUACCAUCACUAAUAUUGUCUCUGGUUUCUUAAACAACUAAGCUUGUAACAAGAAACAAUCAAUCAUGCCGACUCUUGACUCGGGCGAGAAGCAACAAAAGAACCUACUUGAUCGCGAAAUUCGCAGUAUGAUGUCUAUCCUCACCAACCGUCUUGCUCAUCUCCAUAAGAAGCCGACGGAGGGAGGAAGCGCAAGCAACAUGCUUGACAAUGAACAUGAUCACGAUGAUGAUCAUGGCAGUUUUUCGGUCAUAACUAUGGCUGGAAACAACGAGGGUGCCACAAUGACUGGCCAGAUGGAUAUGGCGGACCGUAAAUCUGGUAUGAAAGAGGAUAAUGACCAAGUGAAGGCCCCAUUGACAACCUUAUUGAACAGCAACUUUCAGGGUGUCAAUAAUUCCAUUAUGGUUGGAGGUAGUUACUCUGCCAAUGAUCCUGGUAUUCAUUUGGAUGUUGAGGACCAUUAUGAGCAACGUCCACCUCACCCUAGAAAGGGGCAGAAAGGCAAGAAGAAGGCUCAUUUUGAAUCCUCUAAAAGCGAUGAUUCUAGUUGAGGUGCAUGUGUCUUAGCUAAACAAAAACACAUAAUAUACACAUAUAUAUGCAUGCUACUUCUUGAGUGUUUUGUUCAUCUAUGUAUUGAAUUAUGAUUGCAAGAUGCUACUAUAUAUGUAAUCUUCGUUUGUAAAAUAAGUUAUCUUUUUUUUUUAAAUAAUGAAAGGGUGAUUUAAUGAUCGUUUGUAAA